Messenger RNA from Acyrthosiphon pisum (pea aphid), 1374 nucleotides. Its product is annotated as putative tRNA (guanine(26)-N(2))-dimethyltransferase. The transcript has 6 exons. The record is from RefSeq and is a predicted model, not a curated record. Bases 29 to 1150 code for a protein of 373 amino acids. Gene Ontology annotation, biological process: tRNA N2-guanine methylation. Gene Ontology annotation, molecular function: RNA binding; tRNA (guanine) methyltransferase activity. Gene Ontology annotation, cellular component: nucleus. Lineage: Eukaryota; Metazoa; Arthropoda; Insecta; Hemiptera; Aphididae.
UAUAUAUUUUUUUUUGUACAGACAUGUUAUGAGAAAAAGGCAAUUUGAAUCAGAAACUAAAUUUGAUGUUGUUGAUUUAGAUCCUUAUGGAUGCCCAACAAAUUUAUUAGAUCCAGCUGUAUGUAGCCUUGCUGACAAUGGGUUGUUGUUAGUCACUUGCACUGAUAUGGCUGUCUUAGCUGGUAAUACACCAGAAUCGUGUUAUGCCAAAUACGGUUCAAUAUCAUUAAGAUCUCCAGCUUGUCAUGAAAUGGCAUUAAGAAUUGUUUUGCAUACAAUUACAAAUGUGUGUACUCGAUAUGGUCGUUAUAUGGAGCCAUUAUUAUCAAUAAGUGCUGAUUUUUAUAUAAGGGUAUUUGUAGUUAUACGUACUAGUCCUUUUAUGUGUAAAUCUGUGUCUAGCAAAAUGUCAACAGUGUAUAAGUGUAGAGGAUGUAAUAUGACAACUUUAUUGCCAUUGGGUUCUGCUAAAUCAGAUUCAAAAAAUAUGAAAUUCAAUCUUUUGUCUGGUCCACCAGUUGACAAAAAAUGUGAACAUUGUGGAUUUCCUCAUUUAGUGGGAGGACCUAUAUGGACAGGUCCUUUGUAUAACACUGAAUUUCUCAGUAAAUUGUGCAAUUACAUAAAAACUGAAGAAGCUGAAAAAAAAUUUAAUACUAUUAGGCGAAUGAGAGGAAUGUUGGGUAUGAUGCAAGAAGAAUUACAAGAUAUUCCGCUGUACUAUACAGUACCAUCACUUACCAACACUGUUCAUUGUGAAGCAAUGCCAUUGAGAUACUUUUUUUCUGCAUUAGUGGGUGCUGGAUACCGUGUGUCUUCAUCCCAUUGUGCACAAAAUAGUGUUAAAACUGACGCACCUCAAUCCGUUGUUUGGGAUGUCAUUAGAACUUGGGUUCAAACACAUCCAGUAUCUGAAAAACGACUACAAGACUCUGUUGCAGCUAGAUCAAUUUUGUCAAAACAACCUGAAACUGAAAUAAUUUUUGAUAAAAAAUAUAAUACGAUACCAAAAUCAUUGCAGGGAUUAGUACGUUAUCAACAGAAUCCUGCACCAUACUGGGGACCAGGAACUAAAGGAAAUUCAAAACAAAAAGUUAUCUUGAGUGCUUCAGAAGUCGAAAGUGAAACGGAUAUCAAAUGUUCUAAGUAGUUAAAUUUUGUAUGUAUCCUGAAUAAUUGUUUGUUAUAACAGAUUAUUUUUAUAAUAUAAACUCUAGUUAAUAGGUACUGCGUUAAUUUAUGGAAUUUAAAUUUACAUUGACGCUAUUGUUUUAAAAUAUCCAUUAUCAGUCAUUAGUGAUUAAUGAUUGUAUUUUAUGUAUGUAUCGCUUACUUUACUGAACCAAUAUUAUUAAAGAUUACAAAUCGAAUAAA